AAUUUUAGUUAUUUUUGUCUAAAUUUUGUAUACAUUUUUGGCCGUCACCUGGCAUCAUUGACUAAAAAAUUAAAAAAAAAGGAUGACCAUGGAACUACUUGCGCUGCACAAUCUUCAGAAGGUUGAACAGCUCACCACCUUCGAUCUGAAGUAUUUCUUUAUCAUCUACGCCAUCGUCGUCCUGAUGAUCCUGGGUGUUCCACUGGCCUUCCUACUUCAAAGCAAGGGCUCGCCGAACGAGAGGGAUCGUUUUCAAUUGGAAGCCAAUCGAACGCGCGGGGAUCCAGUGAGGAGAGAAGUCCGGCGACGAAUCCGGGAUUCGAGUGCCUAAUAAGCUUUUGAUAUUGAUGUUGAUAUUCAUGGAAAUACAUUGAAUGCGGCGCAGCA
Molecule: messenger RNA, 387 nt
Organism: Drosophila simulans
Lineage: Eukaryota; Metazoa; Arthropoda; Insecta; Diptera; Drosophilidae
Exons: 1
Coding region: 83-331 (82 amino acids)
Source: RefSeq, a predicted model, not a curated record